GGACAAAUCGGCGCGAGCAUAUGCUGCGGCUGUGGAGGUGUGUGCCAUGUUCCAUUGCCGAUAUCGUAGAGAAAAAAUGGGUCAAUGAAAACCUCUUUCCUCUCGCGAGACCCCGAGCGCGAUGCGCGCGCGCGCUCGUGCAACGUGCGUUGAACGCCGGGCCAGUAGAUACAUCGCACAUUUGGAAGGACAACCGAGGAGACGUUGUAUGGUGCCCAUGCUUAAAUACACCACCGAGUCCCGUGAAGACCAGAGCGCCGCGAGAAACUCGAAGGUGCAUUCACCGCCAACGCACAGCGACGACAACCGACACGUUUUACCGGAACACAAGCGCAAGUCGACAUGCUGUCAAAAGUGCAAGUCCGUCUGCUCGGCGUCUUCGUCUCUGUGUUAUGGAUGCUGGAUGAGCCGCGAGGCACCGCUGCGAUCGGCCCCCGUCGGACCUGCGGCCUUCGGACUGCAAGACGCGCUCGAGUGGUCGGGGGCCAAGUGGCAUACGACGGAGAAUUCCCCUGGCUGGUUUCCAUACAGUUUGUGCCGUCAAUUGGCGAAAAUAAGUGUGGCGGCACUAUCCUAAACGAACGGUGGGUUCUGACGGCGGCUCACUGUUUUUACGGCGUCGCACAAGCAACGGGUUUUUUUGCUAUACAAACUUUAGGUCCAGGUUUUCUCACCUUUCUUGUGCUUACCUUGUCGACUUACAGAUACCACAAGUCCAACUUCGUGGUUCGCGUGGCGGAGUAUAACCUUCGCACUAAGGAGCCCCGUACGCCCGCCGUGACUUACACUAUCGACAAGCUAAUCAUGCACCCAGACUACCGCAAGGUCAAGAAGUACGACAACGACAUCGCUCUGGUUCGGCUGAGUCGAAAGAUCAGCUACAGCGAGUACGCGCAGCCCGCGUGCCUUCCGAGUCUCACACUGGCCGACACAACUGGCAUCAACGUCACCGUCGUUGGCUGGGGGCAGGUGUCCGAGGACGUUCCCAAGACUCCAGCUGUCCCACUGAAGGCGGUCCUGACCGUAUUUGACAACCAGAUCUGCAACACCUGGCUCCACAACCACUCCAUGCGAGUUCUCGACAACCACAUGUGCGCUGGUCUUGAGGAAGGUGGAAAAGACGCUUGCCACGGCGACUCCGGGGGACCUCUCCUUGCGUUGAACAACCGCCGCUACGUGGUUGUGGGCGUGGUGGCAGCAGGAGACGGCUGUGCCCUGCCCAGGACACCCGGCAUCUACACGCGAGUCACGGCGUUCCUGCCCUGGAUAAUGGACUACAUCUCACCGGAUAGCACCGACCAUGACAACAUCGCCAGGCUCUGAUGUUACACUGUCUAUGUUUGCGGGCUGUAGAUGUGAGCGUUGAUACUGUAGGCGUUGUACAUAUAUAGGUGACCUUCUCUUUUGAGCGCAUCCUUGCCCCCUUGAAGCUGGCUAUCUUCAGUAGUGUCCGUGUAAUUCGCCAGCCAUACAGCUAUCUCACUUGAGCAAUUCUUGCUGCUGAUAUUGCCUCUUACGGUAUAGCUCAGCUUUAACUGUUAUUUCAAACGCGACA
This is a messenger RNA of Rhipicephalus sanguineus (brown dog tick), 1555 nucleotides long. RefSeq names its product venom protease. The transcript is spliced from 6 exons. The record is from RefSeq and is a predicted model, not a curated record. Lineage: Eukaryota; Metazoa; Arthropoda; Arachnida; Ixodida; Ixodidae. Bases 343 to 1323 code for a protein of 326 amino acids. Gene Ontology annotation, molecular function: serine-type endopeptidase activity. Gene Ontology annotation, biological process: proteolysis.